GCAGCAGCAGCAGCAGCAGCAGCAGAGUCCCAGCCAGGAGCGCCGCGACGAGCACACGCGAGAUGCAGGGGACCAUGCGAUUGUGGCUGUCAGUGAUGACACUCACCCUGUGCCUGCUGAUCUGUCUGGGAACGCCAGCAGACGCGUACCCAUCCAAACCAGACAGUCCUGGAGAGGAUGCGCCUGCAGAGGAUAUGGCCAGAUACUAUUCAGCGCUGAGGCAUUACAUCAACCUUAUCACACGGCAGAGGUAUGGAAAACGAUCGAGCCCGGAGACACUGAUUUCGGAUCUCUUAUUGCGGGAAAGCACAGAAAAUAUUCCUAGAUCUAGAUUUGAAGAUCCUGCGAUGUGGUGAUGGGAACCACCAUCUAUCUUCAGUCUUUUUUCCCUAGUUUUCAGUCCAUCACUCACUGAUAGAAGACCGGUCAGAGAUUCAGCUCCCAGUGCAUGCAGCCAUCGUCCUGAAUUCUGUAGA
Gekko japonicus is the source of this 476-nucleotide messenger RNA. RefSeq names its product neuropeptide Y (gene NPY). The transcript is spliced from 4 exons. The coding region runs from base 63 to 356 and encodes 97 amino acids. The record is from RefSeq and is a predicted model, not a curated record. Gene Ontology annotation, cellular component: extracellular region. NCBI's taxonomy places the organism in Eukaryota, Metazoa, Chordata, Lepidosauria, Squamata, Gekkonidae. Gene Ontology annotation, molecular function: neuropeptide hormone activity; neuropeptide Y receptor binding. Gene Ontology annotation, biological process: neuropeptide signaling pathway; feeding behavior.